This is a messenger RNA of Drosophila elegans, 1030 nucleotides long. RefSeq names its product accessory gland protein Acp29AB-like. Bases 30 to 782 code for a protein of 250 amino acids. Gene Ontology annotation, molecular function: signaling receptor activity. NCBI's taxonomy places the organism in Eukaryota, Metazoa, Arthropoda, Insecta, Diptera, Drosophilidae. The transcript has a single exon. The record is from RefSeq and is a predicted model, not a curated record.
UUUGCCUUCAGUGGUUCUACGCUCUUAAUAUGUGGAAGCUUGCAACGUAUUUUUGUUACGCUUUUAUUGUGUGCAAUUUGUAUGGUGCGGCCCAAACUCAGGAUACCCAUUCACUGUGUGUGGUGAAGGACGCUCCAAAUCAAUGUGGGGCAUUCUGUUUGGGAGCACUGCAUCCGCUGUUCGAUCACAAUGCCAAGCAGAGACAAAAAUUAGACAUAAUAGCUGACACAUUAAUUGAAAAUAAAGCGAAAAUGGAAAUGAUAGAAAGUAGACUGCAGGAGCUACAAGUCAAAGUGCUAAGCCAACUUCAGAAUACAAUGGAAAGUCAAAUUGAAACGAGAGUGGAGAGCUUUAAGGAAACAGGAAGCAAAGAAACCCAUUCCGUAAAUAAUGACAAAAUUAUCUUGCCAUUCUUCGAGCAAAUCGGUUCCAGAUUUUUCUAUAUCGAGAAGAAGGAUUUUCUAGAUUGGCUUACGGCUGAAAACACAUGCCGUCUUAAGGGUGGCCAUCUGGCAUCCAUCAAAAACGAAGAUGAAUUUAACGCCAUCAGUGCGAAGCUAGAGAAAAACACUUAUUACUGGCUGGGCAUCAACAAUCGGGAAAAUGUGAAGCAGUUCGUAUCUGUGGCCUCCGGUAAACCACCUCAAUAUGUAAACUGGUAUUGGGGAAUUCCAAACAAUGUAUUCCCUGUUGAGUGUGUGCUUAUUUACAAUCACGCAAUGCAUCAUUCUGCUUGUGACAGCGAGCGACAUUUCAUUUGCCAGGCAGAUCAUGAGAUAUAGUUAAAUGCUUACUAAAAAAUUAAUUAAAUAUCUUAAAAUAGGUUGUAGUCGAUUUGAAAGUUAAAGUAAAAUGAAUCUAUGUUGUUAAUAUAUUUAUUUUGACUUUAGUGUCUCCUGUAAAUAAUAUAUAUUUUAAGAAAUUUGUUAGUUAUACUGUUAACUCAUGUUAUUUUUAUAAUCUCAUAAUUUUUAAAUACGAAAUCGUAUUUCCAUUGAAAAUAAAUGCUUUGUUUAAAGGCUCUUCUGAA